Messenger RNA from Linum trigynum, 2535 nucleotides. Lineage: Eukaryota; Viridiplantae; Streptophyta; Magnoliopsida; Malpighiales; Linaceae. The record is from the annotation of a GenBank genome assembly.
CUAAUUUGCUAAAAAAAUUAUAUUAUAUUAUAGUACAGAUUAUCUUGUGUAAUAUAGUAAAACUUAUUUUUCUGUGUAAAAUUUUUAAAGUCUGAAUUAGAUCCAGUAAAGUACCAAAAGUCACCUCCAUUUAGCACCUGAUAUCGCCUCAAUUUCAAAAAAGUAUUAUGAGCUUUAAUAAUAAAUAUUAAUUAUCACAUAAUCAAUAAAGCUUUCCGAACUCACAAUUAAAUUCUAAAAAUGCAAAUUUUAAAAGUUCUUAGAUUUUAUUCUAUCCUAACUAAAUCUAUAAUUGAAAAAUCGAAUAACUAACAUUCAAUACUUUUAAUUAGAAUACAACAAACAAUCGAAAGGAAAGGAGAGAUUUGAUAUUCAUAGAAAAUGAGAUUUAAUAGGCUAAAGAAUAGAUAACUAUUUACCUAAUUUAUAUAAUUCUUUCGAAGUUAGCCUUCUAAAUUUUCCUCCCGCGAUACACUAUCGUUACAAUUAUGUACCGCCGUAGCAUAUAAAUGAAACCACAAUUCGUCUCGCCUCACAUAAGUUUACAACAACUGCAGCAAAAAAUAUAUUUUAAAAUAUUAAGAAUCACUUGUGAAGACAAUGAAGGCAAUUUCUUUUCUUAUCACCAUAGCUACACUUUCAUUCUUCCUGUCUGAUGCCACAGCGACUGGUGGGUGGCGGCCAAUAAAAAAUGUGAACGAUGAGCAUGUCCUGGAGAUUGCUGAGUUUGCAGUGAAAACUUAUAGUUGGCAAAUUGGUCGUUCGCUGGAACUCAUAACGGUGAGGAGAGGCAUAGUGCAAGUAGUGGCCGGCGGCAAGAGCUACGAGCUCGUAUUGACGGCGUCGCCACCUCAUUUGGACCUGGCACCAGUGCAAUACAAAGCAGUUGUUUACGAGAACGUUUUCCAUGUAAAGAAACUAGUAUAUUUCAGGCCUUCUUAUUUUACAUCAUCAGAAGCGACCACAAAAAAUUAGUUGAUUUAUAACAGAAUAAAAUAAUAAUCGUGAUCCAUAAGCUUGUGGGAAUUGUAGAUUGUCAUUCGAGAAACUUGAAUAAGGAAUUUUUAGCAGCAUAAUAUCUCAUAUUGUCAUAUUUUGUUUUGCCAAAAUCACUAGCCUUGAGCACCAUUUGGAAGAAGACGACAUGGAUAAUUCAACUUGAUGAAAUGCUGCAUUUUGCCAAAACACCAACUAAAGCACUGCCUUUUUACUAUUUGCAACAAUCGGUUUCUAUUCCCACCAAGAUUGUUCUUAGGGGUGGCAGUUCGGUUAUUUCGGUUAUAACCGGUAACCGAUCGGCCGGUUAUUGGUUAACAGAAAUAACCACUUUCUCUACCGAAAACCGACCGAAAUAGGCUUCGGUUUCUCGUUAUCGAUUAACCGAACCACUUUUAAAACCCAAAACCAUUUUGUCCAACCUCCGAUAACUGACCGAAGUUCGAUUACUUCGGUUACCGGUUAGUCGAUAACCGACCGGUUAUCGGUUUAACCGGCCAGUUAAUCGAUAACUGAUAACCGAACGGCCACCCCUAAUUGUUCUUGUUUCCUUUCCAAGCAAACAAACAAGUGUUGUUGCCGGCCGGAAGUAGUUUUCUUGUCUGUUUCUGUAAUCAGUUGUAUAUAAGAACAUAAUGGAUCAAUGUGAAAGGCUCAAGCAUUAGGGUUUCACUUCUCAUAAAGUUUGGUACGGUAUUAGAGCCUCGUUCACUAACCUAGGUCUGUAAGCCCAAUUCCCGCAGGUAACUAGGGAAUAAUUGUGGCCCAAGUGUAAUUAUCACUUAAUGAUUUAAUAUAAGGUAAAUCCUAUAUUGAUUAGGUUAAUGAAAGGUAAAUUCCUAAUAUGCCCUGAUGGUGGGUCUAUAUAAAGAAGUCCUAGGAUUGGUCCUCUCUCAACCCAUUACGUAGAAUUUCUUAGCCAUCACAGAAAUCUCUAAACCUAAAACCUAAAGGGGUCAAGAGGGAGAAACUCAAUUCCGGUGAUUACUACUCCAGCGCCGCCGCCGCUCUCGUCAUGGAUCGAGGUAGGUUUUCCCGAUCUAUUAUCGAUUCGUGAAAUCAUCUAAUUCUAAGAUCCAUGCUAUUAUGAUCUUGGUUUACAUGUGGUAUCAGAGCCUUAGGUUUACAUGAAUAGAUGAUUUUCGCUUACGUAUUUUAUUUCCGCUGCAUCUGUGCGCCAAGCUCUGUCGUAUGAGAGCCAUUUAAUUCGGCUGUAGAGUUUCCAUUAUUAUCGCCAUUCUUGCUUUGUCGUUUAUGUGGGUGCAAUUGCUUCCGUGAGCUUCUCAAAACACAUAAUUGCUUCUGUGGGUGCAAUUGCUUCUGUGAGUGCAAUUGAUCAGUAGGUAAUUUAUAUAUAUGAAGCCAAUAGAUAGCAACGAGGGGCAAAGAAUGAAUAUAUAUAUCUAAGUUUCAAUGACUUUAAUCUGUUGACCAUUAUAGCUUGCGAUUCUAAGUUUUCUUUUAGUCUGUUGAGUGAUUGCUUUGGCAUUAGGCUUAUUUAUGUUAAAUUAUUAUCAUGAAUAUAUCAAGUCCUUAAUU